Molecule: messenger RNA, 783 nt
Organism: Torulaspora delbrueckii
Lineage: Eukaryota; Fungi; Ascomycota; Saccharomycetes; Saccharomycetales; Saccharomycetaceae
Gene: PUP2
Product: proteasome core particle subunit alpha 5
Exons: 1
Coding region: 1-783 (260 amino acids)
Biological process (GO): proteasome-mediated ubiquitin-dependent protein catabolic process
Cellular component (GO): nucleus; proteasome core complex; proteasome core complex, alpha-subunit complex
Source: RefSeq, a predicted model, not a curated record
AUGUUCUUAACCAGAAGUGAAUAUGAUCGGGGAGUGAGUACGUUUUCACCCGAAGGGAGACUUUUUCAAGUGGAAUAUUCGUUGGAAGCCAUCAAACUAGGGUCAACUGCUAUAGGGAUUGCCACUAGUGAAGGUGUAGUGCUAGGUGUGGAGAAAAGAGCUACUUCUCCUCUACUUGAAGCAGAUUCCAUUGAAAAGAUUGUGGAAGUCGAUCGUCAUAUAGGUUGUGCGAUGAGUGGGUUAACGGCAGAUGCCCGUUCUAUGAUUGAGCAUGCUAGAACUGCUGCUGUGACACAUAACCUGUACUAUGAUGAAGAUAUGAGUGUUGAAUCGCUGACCCAAUCGGUAUGUGAUUUGGCUCUGAGGUUUGGUGAAGGUGCAGCUGGUGAAGAAAGAUUAAUGUCGAGACCGUUUGGUGUGGCUCUUUUAAUCGCCGGGUAUGAUAAGGAAUCAGGAUACCAAUUGUUCCAUGCCGAGCCCUCAGGAACUUUCUACCGUUACAAUGCUAAGGCCAUUGGAUCAGGCUCUGAGGGAGCUCAAUCCGAGUUACAAAACGAAUGGCAUUCUUCGCUGACGCUAAAGGAGGCAGAAUUAUUAGUACUAAAGAUCUUAAAGCAAGUUAUGGAGGAGAAAUUGGAUGAGAACAAUGCCCAGUUGAGUAGUACUACAAAGGAGGAUGGAUUCAAGAUCUACGACGAUUCAAAGACAGCAGAAAUCAUAAAAGAGCUUAAGGAAAAGGAAGCACAAGAGGCUCCUGAAGAUCGAGACGUUGAGAUGUCGUAA